This is a messenger RNA of Paramuricea clavata, 375 nucleotides long. The record is from the annotation of a GenBank genome assembly. Lineage: Eukaryota; Metazoa; Cnidaria; Anthozoa; Malacalcyonacea; Plexauridae.
AUGCAACAAGUAUGGAGGUGGCUGUACGAGAAGAAAAACAGCAUUCAUGCAGAUCAUCGACCAGAAAUUUUAUCACUGAUGAAGUCCAUCAUUUAUGCAGAGAUGGAAGACAUUUCAGAAAGGACUGAUGAUAUGUUAGAACACAGUCUUUUUGAGAAGUACCCCAAUGCUGCCAAGUACUUUGAAGAUGUGCUUGACCUUAAAGAAUCGUGGGCUUUAGCCUAUCGAAGUGGCCUUCCUGUCAGAGGUAACAACACCAACAAUUAUGUCGAAGCCCAGUUUCUUGUCAUCAAAGAUGAAAUUCUGAAUCGAGUAAAGGAAUUCAAUGUUGUUGGACUAGUAGACAAAUUAACAAUUAAUUUGGAGGAACAUUAG